GGAGCGAUACAUAUGAUGCAGGUUCGUUUUUGCACUCCAAUUUGGUUGGCUCGUUGAAACAACCUAAGAAUGAUGCUACGAGAAAUUAUUUUUUGGCCAAGGAAGGGGAGAAGGCUACAGUUGGUCUUCAAGAGUUCACCAAAUAUACCAGCUCAACCUACUUGGGAUGAGAUCAUUGCUUUUGGGGGAAUACCAAAGGCAUCAAAUGGAGUGAGAUCCGAUGCAAGAUUGGAAAAUCGGCCCGAUGUGGAUAUGCCUCAGAUGGAGAAGGCAAUGAGAAAUGCACAGAUGCGUGAUACUUCUUGCAGUUCAGGUUAUUCAUAUGGUGGCACAUUGGGUUCAGCAUUGGGAUCUCCUUUCGCUGGAGGGACAGCGAAAUGCCAUGGUUUAUGGAUGCACACGGCUCCAAUGAUCGCUCAGGAUAUCUUGUGCCAGACUGGCUGGCGACAUACUAGGAGACUAUGUUAAUGUGUAGUUAUAAUAUGUUUUGCUCUUUUCGCCGGUUAAUUUUUGUAUCAAUUCUUGGCGAUGCUUGAGUUGUAACACAUACUCGAUCUGAUCGCUUUUUAAUAAAUGGCCGUAUGCAUCAUCA
This is a messenger RNA of Lolium rigidum, 592 nucleotides long. RefSeq lists its product as uncharacterized. NCBI's taxonomy places the organism in Eukaryota, Viridiplantae, Streptophyta, Magnoliopsida, Poales, Poaceae. The coding region runs from base 70 to 468 and encodes 132 amino acids. The transcript is spliced from 3 exons. The record is from RefSeq and is a predicted model, not a curated record.